This is a messenger RNA of Strongylus vulgaris, 519 nucleotides long. NCBI's taxonomy places the organism in Eukaryota, Metazoa, Nematoda, Chromadorea, Rhabditida, Strongylidae. The record is from the annotation of a GenBank genome assembly.
AUGGUGGAAGGAAUCGUAGAAGCAAUGUUCCUCACUUUGCUUGGCAAUGCAUUUGGCUCCGUACUAGAGGAGAGCAUUGAAAACAAGGUUUUCAAAGAGCUAGGCUGCUUUCCAGUUGGCUCUGAUGUUUCGCACUCAUCAUGUGAAUUAUGCGUAGACGUAGACUUCUCAUUUUCCGACGUUAAGGCUCUCUCUUCCGGUGUAUCAGUAACUGUCCAUGUCACGCGAACAGUGUCGAUAUCUGAGCUUAUCUUUGCCUCACUCACUUUAGAUGUAUCUUUUUCCAUAGUGUUCAGGUCAGAAACAGUGCUUUCAAAUGGAUUGCCUGAAAACGCGCGCAGUGUGACUGAAGAAUCUCCUAGUGAAUUUUUGCUCAUGGCAUCCGACGACAAACCCUUUAUUGAAGAGGACACAGGUCGUGAUCCGAUCAUAUUCUCUACUGUGGCACUUGGCGAAGCUUCGGUAUUUUCUGCUGAACUCGCUGCGCUCUUCGCAUCGGAAGACGAGUCUGGCUCCUGA